Messenger RNA from Amborella trichopoda, 2177 nucleotides. Lineage: Eukaryota; Viridiplantae; Streptophyta; Magnoliopsida; Amborellales; Amborellaceae. The record is from RefSeq and is a predicted model, not a curated record.
GAGAGAGAGAGAGAGAGACGAGAAUGUUGUAUUUUAUUUUGGGCGGGUAUUGGAAAAUGAGGAAAUAUUUGGGUUUGUUUUUGGUAUUUGCGCAUUGGGUCUCUGAAACCCACUGCUCUGUGUCUCUGUCUGUGUCCUCUCAGCUUCUUGUUGGCAUCACACUGGUUCCUGGGGCUCAAAGCAAAGGAGCAGUUUGUUUAGAUGGGAGCUUGCCUGCCUAUCACUUACAUAGAGGCUUUGGAUCCGGAUCUGACAAUUGGCUUCUCCAAUUUGAGGGUGGAGGUUGGUGUAAUGAUUUGGAAUCAUGCUUGGAGAGAACAAGAAACCACAGGGGAUCUUCCCGCUUCAUGAAUAGACUCGAAGAAUUUUCAGGCAUUUUAAGCAAUAACGCUUCUCAAAAUCCAGGUCAUUAAUUUUUCAUUUCCCACUACGAAGUUGAUAUUGUUGAACUUGUUCCCACCAUGUUGCAGUAUACCCACGAAGCUUGGUAGCAACAAGUUUAACCUUACGUUCCUUGGUCGUUAAUUUUUCAUUUCCCACUACGAAGUCGAGAUUAUUGAACUUGUUCCCACCAUGUUGCAGCAUACCCACAAAACUUGUAGCAACAAGUUUAACCUUACGUUUCUUUGAAAAUUCACUACAUUCAAAAUAAUUCUCAAUUGCACUUAACCAAUCAAUAAAAGCUUCGAUGUAGAGUUUACCAUGAAAUUUCGAGAAAUCGACUUUAAUACCAAAAUCUUGUGGUCACUCUAUAAGAAGCGAAUCUUAACGGUAAUAUUGAUCAUGCUCGAAAUAAACACCCGGAGUUUGUUGUGGGACUACUGGUGCAAGAUCAAUGUGGCUGCGAGCAUCUUCUUCACGAUGGACAUUGUUCUCCAAUUGUUGUAACCUUUGAUCCGACCGUUGCAUCCCCUGGUUCAUCUCAGGUACUUCAGCUCAAACAUCUAACUUGUCCCUAGGGAUUGUCUAUAGCAAGAGUAGGAUUAGAUUGAUUAGUUGUUGGUGGCAUUGCAAAAACAACUUGAUCUAUGGAUCUUACUUGCUUUGAUACCAAUGCAUCCCCUUGUUCAUCUCACGUACUUCGACUCGAACAUCCUCUAAGGCUUUAGCCAAAUUUUCUAUAGCUUGUCCCCGGCUUAUAGGAGUAGGAUUAGCUUGAUUAGCUUUUGGUGUCAUUGUAAAAAAACCGGAUCUAUAGACCUUACUUGCUCUGAUACCAAUUGAUUAUUCUCUCUAGAUAUAACUUACUUGGAUACCAAACUGAUGCAGGGAGAAAAUAAAAUCAGAAUAAUAACAAUAAAAAAAGAAAACCGGAUCUAUAGAUCUUACUUGCUCUGAUACUAAUUGAUUGCUCUCUCUAGAUCUAACUUACUCAGGUACCAAACUGAUGCAGACAGAAAAUAAAAUCUGAAUAAUAACAAUAAAAAAAAGAAAAGGUCAAGAGAAUUAGCUUGAUUAGCUUUUGGUGGCAUUACAAAAAAACUGGACCUGGAUCUUGCUGAUACCAAGUGAUUGCUUUCUUUAGAUCUAACUUGUUCUAAUACCAAACUGAUGUAGGAAGAAAAUAAAUUCAGAAUAAUAACAAUAAAAAAAGAAAAAAUUGAGAAAAUAUGCUCUCUCUCAAACUCUAUGAGGGAACUAUCUAACUAUCUCAAAAUCAAAUUUUAUUCCAUUCGCAUUCACUCUUAUCUUUACAAUGAGGGGUUUUUCCCCUUUAAAUAUAAUAAAAUAUAUAUAAACAACAACUAAAAAAGAGUUCUCUCUAGAGAGACUUUCUUUCUCCCUAUCUUCUCUCUCUUCAUCCCACUAUUUCCUCUCUACACACGUCAUCCCCCUAUUUUCUCUCUCCUCACGUCUUAAAAGAUUUGGAUUGAUAACUUCCCCCCUUCUAAAAACCACCCUCUAGAAAAUAGCCGUGCUAUCUCUCCCCACAAUUUUAGCUAAUGGAGAAACUCUAAAAAAAAAAGAAAAAAAAAGGCAAAUUGUUGCUCUCCCCACAAUUUUAACUAAUGGAGAAACUCUCUAAAAAAGACAAUCUUUGCCUACAUUGUUAAAAGAUAAACAUUGCGAAUAAAAUCUAUCUAAAUUUUUUUUAUCCUACCAAAGACCAACGAUUUAGUCAACCCUAAGUUUCCCCACAUCUCACCCAAUACAAGAAAAGGCUUAACGCUCUUACC